This is a messenger RNA of Triplophysa dalaica, 1257 nucleotides long. RefSeq names its product hydroxysteroid (11-beta) dehydrogenase 1-like a (gene hsd11b1la). Gene Ontology annotation, cellular component: intracellular membrane-bounded organelle. The coding region runs from base 270 to 1154 and encodes 294 amino acids. The record is from RefSeq and is a predicted model, not a curated record. The transcript has 6 exons. Gene Ontology annotation, molecular function: oxidoreductase activity. Lineage: Eukaryota; Metazoa; Chordata; Actinopteri; Cypriniformes; Nemacheilidae.
UUUAUAGUUUCAUCUCAGCAACAUGAACAAUAAUAAAAACAACAUUAAACCAUCAUAGUAAGAGUAACUUGGAGUGUGAAUGAAUUGCUUCCAAGAUUAUUUUAAGAUUUGAAUGGGAUUGUACUUUGGCAUAGCCCCACCUGUUGGAAUUUUCUCUUGCGACACUCAUUCAUAUAGUAUCCGGUCCUGCCGGUUCUUUUCCUUUAUAAACUACUGGCUUGAUUUGUUUCGCGUUUCCUUUUGUGUUAAACUUCUACGGUUUUCCAACAAUGAAGUUUUAUACGAAGUUAUUUUUACUCUGCAGCCUUGGCGUCGCUUUCAUUGCUGUUCAAUGGAGCGGCCCGUCUUUUAAUGCAGAGUCUUUAAAAGGUGCCCGGGUGCUGGUGACCGGUGCCAGUACUGGGAUCGGUGAGCAGUUGGCCUACCACUAUGCCCGCUUGGGAGCCCAACUUGUUAUAACAGCGAGGAGGGGAAAUGUCCUGGAACAAGUUGUGAACAAGUGCCUGGAAAUGGGUGCACAGAAAGCCUUGUUUAUCCCAGCAGACAUGGCCAAACCUGAAGAUUCGGACCGCGUGGUUCAGUAUGCCAUCGACCAGUUUGGGGGGCUGGAUUAUUUGGUUUUGAACCAUAUCGGGCCGAGUCCAUAUGGAAUGUGGGAUGGAGAUGUGGAGCACACUCGAUGGUUAUUACAGGUGAAUUUUCUCAGUUUUGUACAGAUGGCUAAGAAAGCCUUGCCAACACUUGAAAAGAGCAACGGAUCCAUAGUUGUCGUUUCCUCCCUGCUGGGAAAAGUAACUAGCCCUUUUGCUUUGCCUUACGCUGCAACUAAAUUUGCGCUGAAUGGAUUCUUCGGAGGUCUGCAACAUGAACUAGCGAUGCAAGGAAGCAAUGUCUCUGUGACUAUCUGCACACUCGGCCUUAUCGACACAGAGACCGCAAUGGAAAAAAUCAAAGGUUACAUCAAUAUCACCGCAUACCCUGCACACGAAGCCGCCUGGCACAUCAUUGAAAGUGGAGCAACUCGGCUAACGGAGGCCUAUUACCCCUGGUACACCUACUACGUUUGUCUCUUUAGGGAUUGGUUUCCUUAUUAUAGGGAUCUGGCGACUCGAAAUUCCUACACGUAUAAUCCACAAGCUGUAGGGAAUCAGUGAGUAAAAGAUUUCAAUAGAAAUCUGUCUGUGGAAGGACACAUGAAACAAUAAAACAUUCAGAUUCCACUCCGAUACUCAUCAAUAAAAAAAAAAAAUGCUCAUG